This is a messenger RNA of Rhinichthys klamathensis goyatoka, 1677 nucleotides long. RefSeq lists its product as uncharacterized. NCBI's taxonomy places the organism in Eukaryota, Metazoa, Chordata, Actinopteri, Cypriniformes, Leuciscidae. Bases 4 to 1677 code for a protein of 557 amino acids. The record is from RefSeq and is a predicted model, not a curated record. The transcript has 2 exons.
AUAAUGUACCGGUAUGGUGGAACUCUUCAGCUAAACCACGUACCCGGUGAAGGCGCCAAAGUCCCCAUCUGGAUCCCCGUCAGAGGUACGUCACAGCAGGAGGGGUACCACUUCUACCAGGCCCAGUGGAUCACUGGGACUCAUGUCUCCACUGAAUUGUUCCAGGCCCAGGGCAUGACAGGGGUGGCACGCUGGAACUACCAACGGCUGGUGGACCUUAAGCAGCCAGGUGUCAUCCUCCCUGCUGUGUUUGACCCAGCACUAAUGAUGGAGUUAAAUUCUGCCUCAAAGAGAGUGACUGGGCAGGAGAAAUACCCAGCACUUCAUCGCUCUGACAGAGACACCGGAGAGAGGUUUGGCCUAGAGUACACAGAGCCAGGCUGCCGUCCAGUUCCUCUGGAUUGGGACAAACACCGAACCCAAAAGAGAGACGAACCAGCUGCUCUUGUGCCUCUGCCUCCUGUGCAGACAUGUGGUCCUGCCCAAGCCCAGGCUCCAGAUUCAGCACUCUCCCCCAGCUGGACUCCGCUUUCCGGCACGGCAUCCCCAAAAACGGCACCAUCCAUCGGUCGUUCGCUCUUUGCUGGUGCACUGCUAAAGCAGGAGAUGCCGUCAGAAGACAACCAGGCACCUCCAGCAGCGAUGGAAAUCUCACAUGCCAUGCCCCUCCCGCUGAGGUCCUCGCCGAGGAGCGCUCGCACAGGACCCAUAAAGACGGGUGGAAGGGUUUUUGUGUUGGACCACACACGCUGGACGCCGAACAUGAAAGAAGCUAUCGACAGCUUGCUGCAGAAGUACCAAGGGGAAAAGGACAUUCUGAAGCUUGUGGAUCGAGACUAUGCUGAAAUGGUCCAUCAGUCUGCCACAGAUCCCAAUAGCUUGAUGUACCCCACAACCAAGCUGCACAUAUCCCGCUAUGUGAAGCACCUGGCAAAACUCCUCAACACCAGUUCCUCUUUGAACACAAGCCAGGAAAAACUUCUGGAGACUCAGCAGCUGUGGCACUCUUUAACAAAGGGGAGUGAGACGGCUAGUGUUCCUGUGGUCACCAUGGAGCCGGCUAUUGUGAACCCACCUGCAGCUGCCCUGUCCACACCUCUGAUACAAGACUCCAUUGAGAAGAUUGUGGAGAGCAUCUUGGAGAGGCAGCAGCAACAGCAUCGGCCAGAGCAAAAGAAAAGGCAGACAAAGACGUGUCUUGCUUGUGGACAGCCCAAGUCUCAAUAUGAGACUGAUGGAUCCUCCAUCUGCUUUUUCCACCAGCAAGGGCCUGUGCGCUACUUCUAUUGUUCAAAGAAGGUGCAUCAAAGUUAUGCUGCUGAGUACCCCAACAUGCCUUUUGGAGAAUUUGCACAGACAGAAUUCUUCCAGAGGGAGCUGGAGGCCACCAAGAAACGGGUGGAGGAGAAGACGGAGAAAAAGAGGAAAAGGCCAGACUCCCAGCAAACAGGCCGCCGGUGCAGAUUCUGCCACAUGGACCUGAAACAGGAGCCAAACAGCCCACACAUCCAUACCGGCUUCCCUGGAGUGGCAGGGAAAUACAUCUACUGCCCAUCUAAAGUGUACUCUCUAUACAGAGAUAAGGGCAUGGCCAAGGAGAUGAACUGGAAAGAAUUUCAGCAGUCUCCUUACUAUGAGGCAGAGAGGCAGAGAUGGGUGGAUGAAAGGAAAAAAUAA